This is a messenger RNA of Dictyostelium discoideum AX4, 1794 nucleotides long. RefSeq names its product LISK family protein kinase. The coding region runs from base 1 to 1794 and encodes 597 amino acids. NCBI's taxonomy places the organism in Eukaryota, Evosea, Eumycetozoa, Dictyosteliales, Dictyosteliaceae. Gene Ontology annotation, molecular function: ATP binding; protein serine kinase activity; protein serine/threonine kinase activity. The transcript has a single exon. The record is from RefSeq and is a predicted model, not a curated record.
AUGAAUGUUGGUGUAAAAGUUAGAGAGAUUAGUACUGGUAGUAUUGGUGUAAUUGAAAAAGGAAAUAAUCAAAAUGGGUUUUUUGUAAAUUUUGGGUCAAGAAAGAAUUGGAAAAGAAAUAACGAAGUUGAAGUUAUUCAAAACACAAUUGACAAUAGUAAUGGUAAACAAUCAACAACACCUAAACCAAUUGCACAACAACAACAACAACAACAACCACCACCUCAACAAUCACAACAACAACCACCUCAACCUUUAAAACCAAUACCAGCGACUAGACCAGUACCAACAAUUCCAAAGGUACAAUCUGAGGAUCCAGGUCCAAGAUUUGGUAAUUUUACAUUACCAACUACCAAUAGUUCAACAAAGUAUUCAACUUUACCAUCACGUCAAUUCUUUGAAGUAUCAUCAUCACCAGGUGAUGAAAAUGGUACAUUUAAAAGAUCAGCUGCACCACCACCACCAUCAUCAUUGUCAUCAAAUCAAAAUGGUUCAAAUCUUAAUAAAGUACAAUCACCAUCAAGACCUUCAAUUCCAAGUUUUGAACCACCAACACAACAACCAACUCAACCACUUCAAAAAUCACCAAGAAAUGUUCCCAUAGUACCAAAAAGAACAAACCCAUCACCACCAUCACCACCAUUACAAUCACCACAACCAACACCACAACAACAACCACCACCAUUAAAACCAAUUCCACAACCACAGCAACAACAACAACAACAACAACAACAACAACAACAACAACAACAACAACAACAACAACAACAACAACAACAACAACAACAACAACAACCACCACCAUUAAAACCAAUUCCACAACCACAACAAUCACAACCAACUCAACCAAUAAAAUCACAAAUUCAAAUCCCAAUAACAAAUACAAAUGGAAAUACAAAUGGACAUUCUUCAUUAGUUGAAAAAUCACCUAGAAAUAAUGAAUCAACAGCAACAACAGCCACUACUAAAGAUAUGUGGAAUAUUGAUUAUAAAGAAUUAAAAUUUGUUGGUAAUGAAAUUGGUAGUGGUAAAUAUGGUUCAGUUAGUUUAGGUUAUUGGUUAGGUACACCAGUUGCAAUUAAAAAGUUACAUGAAAACAAUGAAGAGACUGAAAUUUUAGUACAAAGAGAAUUACAAAUUCUAAAAGAGAUUAGACAUCCACAAAUCGUUCAAUUCUUGGGAGUUUCCAGAAAUGAAAAAGAUGAAAUUCAUAUUAUCACUGAAUUUAUGGAUGGUGGUGACUUAUUUGAUGCUUUAAUAUUUGGUGAUAUACCAUUAACAUGGAAAGAGAAACUUAGAAUUUCAUUAGACAUUGCUCAGUCAUGUCGUUUCCUUCAUGCAAGAGGUAUUUUACAUCGAGAUUUAAAGAGUCAAAAUAUCCUCCUCUCAACCAACAGAAGAGCAAAACUUUGUGAUCUCGGUCUAGCAAGAAUGUUUGAAGAGAGAAUCAAUAAAAGAUACACUUGUGUUGGCACUGAAAUUUGGAUGGCACCAGAGGUUUGCUUGGAUCAAUCCUAUAGUACUGCCGUUGAUGUUUUCUCAUUUGGUAUUGUUUUGGUGGAAAUCAUCACAGAGAAAAUACCAGAUGAAAGAUUCCCACAACAUAGAUUCCAAUUCGAUGCUCCUGCUUUCCUUAAAAAAGUUCCAAAAGAAUGUCCACCUGAUUUCUCAAAACUUUGUGUUGACUGUACAAAAUAUAAUCCAAAAGAAAGACCUUCUUUCAUUAAAGUUUUAGAUACAAUUCAAAAUAUUUAUGAUUCAUUACCAGAUGAUGAUGAAGAAAAUUAUGAUUAA